AUGCUACCUGCUAUUCGAUUUCCUGAUGACCAAGUUUGGUAUCAAAGAAAGUCACAAUGCAUUUCUCGACAGGCAGCUUACUUCUAUACCUGUUCGCUUCAGCAUCAUGUACAGCAGCGUCCCCUCUGUACAUUCAGCAUCCCCAAAGAACAGCACUCAGCACAAAUACCUGGAAACCAUCAGCAUCCCCAAAGAACAGCACUCAGCACAAAUACCUGGAAACCAUCAGCAUUCACAAACCCAACUACCGACAGGGUCACAACACCACAUGUCCUUGAGCUGACCAAGAUCAACAACAAAGGCAACGCCCGCAGCGCAGUCGAGCUCAACAGCCAGGUUAGGACUGGAUCCGCAAAUCUAGUCUCCGUCGCCGAAGGAGGAGGGUUUGCAACAUCAAUCACAAUCGGCAACCAGACAUUCGAGGUGGUCAUCGACACAGGGUCCAGCGAUUUAUGGGUCGUGCGAGAUGGCUUCACAUGCAUCAAUCCUGGAAGGAGGCGGGAGGUCGCGCAGUCAGAAUGCGAAUUCGGACCGGCAUACUCGCCUAAUACCACAUUUCGUGAAAUUGGCGGCGAGUUUUUGGAUAUCAAGUACGCAGACGGGGAGGUCCUCUCCGGCGUCAUUGGGACCGAGAAUGUAACAUUGGCCGGCAUUACGGUCAACCAGACUAUCGGUGUGGUCGAUUAUGCGGGUUGGUACGGCGACGGUGCCACGUCGGGGUUGAUGGGUCUUGCGUAUUCUUCUCUCGCAAACGCCUACACAACCGAUUACACGCAACCAAGUCUCUACAACCCCGUUUUCGCAACCAUGUACGAACAGGGUCUCAUUGAUCCCGUCUUCAGCAUGGUGAUGAACCGUAACGCAUCUAAUGGAACGGCAGCCGGGUAUCUGACACUUGGUGGAUUGCCGCCCAUCGACAUCAAGGGGAAUUUCAGUACCACGCCUAUCCUGAUCACGAACAUAAAAGGUUAUCCGAGGGCUUAUGACUUUUACACUGUCAAUAUUGAUGGAGCAACGGUAGGCAACAGUAGUUUGCCAGAGGCUGGUGGCGACAUUCAGUAUCUUGUCGACUCAGGAACGACAAUGAACUACUACCCAAACUCGAUAGCGGACGCUAUUAACGCGGCGUUCAUUCCCCCGGCGGUCUACAAUGCUUCCGAGGGGGCGUAUGUCGUGGAUUGUAACGCGAAAGCGCCAGUUCAUGGUGUCACGAUUGGGGGCUCGACAUUCUACAUCAAUUCGACGGAUAUGAUAUUGCCAGGCGGGACGGAUAACUCGGGAAACAAAACCUGCAUUAGUGGGAUCAAUGCUGGAGGAGAUGUCGGGCAGGGUAUAUUUGUCCUGGGAGGUACGUUUUUGAGGAAUGUGGUGGCAGUGUUUGAUGUCGGGGCUGCAGAGAUGCGGUUUGCGGCGAGUGCAUAG
Messenger RNA from Aspergillus viridinutans, 1422 nucleotides. RefSeq lists its product as uncharacterized. The record is from RefSeq and is a predicted model, not a curated record. Gene Ontology annotation, molecular function: aspartic-type endopeptidase activity. The transcript has 3 exons. Gene Ontology annotation, cellular component: fungal-type vacuole. The coding region runs from base 1 to 1422 and encodes 473 amino acids. Lineage: Eukaryota; Fungi; Ascomycota; Eurotiomycetes; Eurotiales; Aspergillaceae. Gene Ontology annotation, biological process: proteolysis.